Messenger RNA from Nothobranchius furzeri (turquoise killifish), 1827 nucleotides. RefSeq names its product WD repeat domain 25 (gene wdr25). The record is from RefSeq and is a predicted model, not a curated record. NCBI's taxonomy places the organism in Eukaryota, Metazoa, Chordata, Actinopteri, Cyprinodontiformes, Nothobranchiidae. Gene Ontology annotation, molecular function: protein binding.
GAAGUUUAUUUUAUUCCGAAAAUCCACAAAUGCUGAAAUUAUUUUGCGGGAUGUUGGACAUUGAAAAUAAAAUUCAUGCUCAGGUGUUAAAUAAACUGAUGAAAUCUUCAGACCGCAGGUACAGCAAUGGAUGGCUUUUCCUAGUGUCACAUGAAGAUGUCUUCUUUGGUGGCUUAUGAAGAUUCAGAAUCAGAAGAGGAAUCUUUUGACCAAAGGGAGAAGAGAACAUCAGUUCUUGUCCAAACUCCGACAUGCGAGGGGAACCAAGAUGCCUCCACUUUGUUCUGUGACCAGACUGUUCUAGAGGCAAAAGGAAGCAGUUCUGCGUUGCAUUUUUACUCUCAUCCAUGUGAAAUUGGAGACAAGCAACAGACUCCUCUCUGCUUUCCAAGUUUCAGUGAUGGGUCCAGUUCAGGAAAAAGGCCGGCAGCUGUUUAUUCUGGUGUUAGACCCUAUGUCCCUAAGAGACAGAGACAAGUCCUUUCUGCAGAUCCAGCAGAUCCAAAGCACCCAUCAGAGCCAGUCGUAGGCCCUCAGACCCGCCAGAAUCGAAUUCUCUCAGAUCUGUCAGCAAGGCUGAAGCCGUAUCUCGAUGAGAAGCCCGGAGCAGCAGGAAUACCAAGGAAACUUCUGAUGAGCCUGGAAGGCCACCAUGGCCCAGUUAACACAGUGCAGUGGUGUCCUGUCCUCAGUCUCAGUCACCUGCUGCUGUCUGCCUCCAUGGACAAGACAUUCAAGGUGUGGGAUGGAGCAGAAAGCGGACGGUGCCUGAGGGCUUACACCUGCCACUCGGGAGCUGUGCGUGAUGCCUGUUGGACCCCCUGUGGGCGACAGCUCCUCUCCGGCUCAUUUGACAACACUGCUGCGAUCACCGACGUGGAGACCGGACAGCAGGCAGUGAAAGUGGACAACCAGUUUAAGGUGAUGUGUGUGGUUCUGCACCCGGACAGCCCAGAUGUGUUCCUGUGUGGCGGUUACAGUUCAGUGGUCAAAGCCUGGGACUCUCGCUGCUGCAAGGUGGUAAAAGUGUACAAAGCAGGAAUCCAGCAGACUUUGAAAAUCCUGUUUCUGAGAGGUGGACAGGAUUUCAUAACAAGUACUGACUGCGUUAGCAGAGACUCGGCAGACCGAACCCUCAUUGCCUGGGACUUCCAGACCACUGCUAAGGUUUCCAACCAGAUCUACCAUGAGCGUUACACGUGUCCGAGUCUGGCUCUCCAUCCACAGGAGGAGUCCUUUGUGGCCCAGACCAAUGGGAACUACAUUGCGCUAUUCUCAUCCCAGAAGCCCUACAGAAUGAACAAGAGGCGGCGAUUUGAAGGACAUAAGGUGGAGGGAUUUGCUGUACAAAGUGACAUUUCUCCGGAUGGAACGAUCCUGGCUUCAGGAAGCUCCACGGGUUUCGCUCACUUCUACGACUUUCACAACGCUCGAAUGCUACACUCCUUCCAGGCUCACAGCCAGCCGUGCCUGGGUGUUUCUCAGCAUCCCAUCCUACCCACAACAGUGGUCACCUGCGACUGGGCUGGUGAAAUCAAAAUCUGGCACUGAUGAGUGGGUAAAGAGUGGUAACUGGUGGGAGAACUGUCUGGCUGUAGACACAUGAACAGAAAAUUAAUGCUUCUCCAAAAAUACAGAUUGCAAAAAGUUUAAAUCAAACCAAUGAAGACCUUUUCUAAGAAAUAAAAAAAUAUUUAAAAUCCACAUUUUUCUACGUGUCACUUUUGGGUUCUCGUGUCUCCAAUGUGACAUUUUUUUCACACUAGCAGCGAAAACCAUCAGAGACCAAGAAAAAUCUAAAAAAAAAAAAAAAAGGUAGAUCAUCUG